Pongo pygmaeus (Bornean orangutan) is the source of this 3659-nucleotide messenger RNA. RefSeq names its product heat shock transcription factor 2 binding protein (gene HSF2BP). Lineage: Eukaryota; Metazoa; Chordata; Mammalia; Primates; Hominidae. Bases 879 to 1883 code for a protein of 334 amino acids. The transcript is spliced from 9 exons. The record is from RefSeq and is a predicted model, not a curated record. Gene Ontology annotation, cellular component: cytosol.
GGCAGCUGGCGGAGCCGCCCAGCCCGUGUGCACGUGGCGCCGGCGCUGCCUUUCGGUUGCCAAAAUUCAGGCUGUAGACGGCGAGGUUAGCCAGGGUUAGGACUUGGGCAGGAAGACACAGAAGGCUGUUUGUAAACGGUCUAGGAUUUUUUGUUUGUUUUUGAGACAGGGUCUCCCUCUGUCGCCCAGGCUGGAAUGCAGUGGCGCGAUCUUGGCGGUGAUCCUGGCUCACUGCAGCCUCGACCUCCCAGACUCAAGCGAUCCACCCAUCUCGACCGCCCAAGUAGCUGAGACUACAGGCGCGCGCCAUCACGCCCCACUACUUGUUAUUUUUUUGUAGAGACGGUGUCUUGCUAUGUUGCCCAUGCUGGUCUCAAACUCCUGGGCCCAAGCAAUCCUCCCACGUCGGCUUCCCUGAUCGCUGGGAUUACAGGCUUGAGCCACCGCGCCUGGCCACGGUCUAGGAUCUUUAAUCCCAUUUAGCACACCCCGUUGAGCCAGCAGCUCACCUGCGAUCUUCGUGGCAUGGAGUUUUUAACUGUGGAGCCCCCGGGCCCCCGGGUGGAGUUGAGACUGGAAGGAAAGGCCGGCACUGGGGCCUGUUGAGCGGGUGGAGGGCUCGCCUUCCUCCAGCGCCUGCAGAGGCUUGGGCAGAUAACAAGUUUAAAACCCUGGCUAAGCCAGAAGAGCCAAAGUGGGACCUCGCCAAGGCCACUCCUCGCUCUCUAGGCCGAGAAUACUGCGGAAAUUCUGCGAGGUUUGAGCCUGGCGGCUCUCCGUUCCCGACCCCCGGCGUGGACGCGUUCCCGCGCUUUCUGGCGUGAGGGGUCAGAGGGCGCGCCGACGCGCAGGCAAACGGAGUGGAGGCGGCAGCGGCCAUGGGCGAAGCGGGUGCCGCUGAGGAGGCCUGCCGGCACAUGGGAACUAAAGAGGAAUUUGUUAAAGUCAGAAAGAAGGACCUGGAACGCCUGACAACUGAAGUGAUGCAAAUACGGGACUUCUUACCCAGAAUACUAAAUGGGGAGGUGCUGGAGAGCUUCCAGAAAUUAAAGAUUGUAGAAAAAAACCUGGAAAGGAAAGAGCAAGAAUUAGAGCAGCUGAAAAUGGAUUGUGAGCACUUUAAAGCCCGCCUGGAAACCGUGCAGGCUGACAACAUAAGAGAGAAGAAGGAGAAACUGGCUCUUCGACAGCAGUUGAAUGAAGCGAAGCAGCAACUCCUGCAGCAGGCAGAGUAUUGCACAGAAAUGGGAGCAGCAGCCUGUACCCUCUUGUGGGGUGUCUCCAGCAGUGAGGAAGUCGUCAAGGCCAUUUUGGGAGGAGAUAAAGCUUUGAAGUUUUUCAGCAUCACUGGUCAAACAAUGGAGAGUUUUGUGAAGUCAUUAGAUGGUGAUAUCAAGGAGCUUGAUUCGGAUGAAAAUCAGUUUGUUUUUGCUCUGGCUGGAAUUGUAACAAAUGUUGCUGCUAUAGCAUGUGGUCGUGAAUUCUUGGUUAAUUCAAGCCGGGUGCUCUUGGACACCAUAUUGCAGCUUCUGGGAGACUUGAAGCCAGGACAGUGUACCAAACUCAAAGUGCUAAUGCUGAUGUCCCUGUACAAUGUAAGCAUCAAUUUGAAAGGCCUGAAAUACAUCAGCGAGAGUCCAGGAUUCAUCCCUUUGCUGUGGUGGCUUUUGAGUGAUCCAGAUGCAGAGGUGUGCCUUCAUGUACUGAGGCUUGUCCAGUCUGUGGUUCUGGAACCUGAAGUCUUCUCCAAGUCGGCCUCUGAGUUCCGGAGCUCCCUGCCCCUGCAACGCAUCCUGGCAAUGUCCAAGAGCCGCAACCCCCGCCUGCAAACUGCAGCCCAGGAGCUCCUGGAAGAUCUCCGCGCUCUGGAGCAUAAUGUGUAGGUGUGCUCGGCCACCAGGGUUUUGGUGAAAAUGCCAGUGUCCCUUCUCCCCAGAUCCCUCAUUUGAUACUCCAAAACCAUCACCAUGUGCCAUGUGUUAGAGUUGGCAAAAUGUGAUUGACUGGAGAUGGACGUGAAUUGCUAUGUGUCCCACGUAGCUUGUCUUGGAGGUGGGAGCACUUGCAGGUGGCUGGUUAAGCUUGCCAAAGCAGAGGCCAUGAAAGAGCCCGUCCUUCCGGAAAAGUGGUCCAUGUCUGUGCUGGCUGGAAGAGGGCCUGCUUAGGGCAGCUUCUUGCUGCUUAGCAGGCCAUGACCUGUAGGUUCACCAUAAAACAGGGAAAUUAAAUAACCGUCUACCCCAUUAGUCGGCAUUUUCCUGAGAUUCAUUUCUUUGAAAAGCAAUUCAUUCUCUCUCUAGUAAUUGUAAUUAAUCCCCCCAAAAUGCAAGUUUACUUUUAUAACCUUUUGGUGAACCUGCUAUUUCGGAUGACAUUGGACAUUGUAGUUCUAUAUUUUUUGUGCCUCUUUUAUUUUUGAAUAAAGAAAGUCAGAAGAGUUGUAUUACGACCCUUGCUGUCUGAAAUCUAAACUUGAUACUAGGAAGUUGAUCUUUGCAUAUUACCAUGCUGCUCUUGGUUGGUGGGAAAAAAAAAACUCUCCUUAAACUGUUCUGGGCCCUUUGGCUAUAAACUUAGAAGUCCUAUUUUUCUUAUAACAAAUGCUGUAAAAACAACUUGUAUAAUAGAUUAGAACACAUGCAGUUAGUUGAGAUUCCAUAAAUGAAAUGAUAGUUCCUGCUCCCUUUUUGUGCAUGGGUGUGCCUGUGUGCCAGGGCCCUGCCAUGUCUGUGUUAUCUACCUACUGGUUGCCGUCCAGCUUGUUUUCUAGGCCACUGGCAGAGAACAAGGGAGAAUACACUUCAUUUCUCACGGACACCAUGAUUGGUGAGAGUUGCCUUUUGUGUUAGUCUGCUUUCACACUGCUAUAAAGAAAUGCCUGAGACUUGGUAAUUUAUAGAGGAAAGAGGUUUAAUUGACUCACAGUUCACUGUGGCUGGGGAGGUCUCAGGAAACUUACAAUCAUGGUUGAAGGGGAAGCAAGGCACCUUCUUCUCAAGGUGGCAGGAAGGAGAAUGAAUGCAGGAGAACCUACCAAAUAUUUAUAAAACCAUCAGCUCUCUUGAGAACUCACUAUCACGAGAACAGCAUGGGGGAGACCGCCCCCAUAAUCCAGUCACCUCCACCUGCUCUCUCCCAUAAUCCACACGCGGGGAUUAUGGGGAUUGUAAUUCAGGAUGCGAUAUGGGCCUAACCGUAUCACCAUUUAAAUCAAUCCUCAAAGUCACGUCACGGGAACACAUUCCCUUCUUUUCCUGGGCUGCUUCCUUCAGUGUGAUGCUGGAGGGCUGCUGGGCUCUGGGCAUGCUGUAAGAGCAAAACAAAUGCAGGUGCACCCCACCAGUGGCAGCCCCAUCUACAAGAAUAAGCUGUUUUGUUGCAUAUGGCAUUUUAGAGUAACUUCGUUUUUCUUUUAAGUAGAUUUUUAUAGGCAGUGUGCAAUUUAAGGCUGAGGCUGAGUGAAGAAGUGUAGAGGAAGGCACAGUUGCUUGGAUUUCACGAGCCAGCAUAUUGUGGAACACUAGCUCAUCUGAGCCAGAGGAAUGUUGCAAAAGGCAAUUUAAAAUUCAUGGAGGUAGAAAUCGAUCCAUCUGUGCUGUGUGGUUCUGUAGGUCCUGAUUAUUGGUGAAUAAAAUUAAGAAUGUUGUGUUUCUAUACUU